UUUCUCAAGUGAAGCUUUAACGAAGAGGAUUUUCGUGUGCCCAAAGCUUCGAUUUUCCUUCGAAUUUAAAGGUUGUUACUUGUUACUCGCAUUUCCCAUUUCUUUCUUUUAUGGCUUGAGUGAAAGGAGUGAUGAUUUUUGAAAUGGAGGCUAGGUAGGAUAUUGUGUGUAGAGUAGUGUAGUAGAGAUUGGUGGCAUUGAUGGGCUAAUGUUAAUUGUAAUGAAGGAGAAGUUUUAGGAGUGAGAUCCACCCACUCUUUAAAUUUUUCAAGAGCUUUGCCUUUUGCUUGCUCUGCUCCUUCUUUCUGCUUUGAGACUUUCUUUUGGUGUCCCAUUUUUUCUCUUUCUUUGUUCUUUGUUCGUGUCUUUUGUGUGCUUUAUUUCACGAAGAAGAACCUGAUUCUCUAAACACGAGGAAACGAAUUACUUUUCUGUUUCUUCUUCUUCUUCUUCUUCUUUUUAUUUUUUUUAUUUGGCUUUUCUUGCUUUUUGUCUCGGCUAUAUUUCUCUCUAUCUCUUAUCUUCAUCUCCAUCUUCUCCGAGAGAAACAGAGAUUCUCUGCUCUUCAAGAUAAAGAGAGAGAGAGAGAGAGAAGCGGAGAGAUAUCUGGCUACUAAAUUGAUUAACUUUCUCUUUCUUUGGAACAAAAACAAAAAACCCAAAUGCCAUUUUUUCGGUUAUUUCAGCCUUGCAUUUCGCUUACUAACUAAUACACCAAAAACUCUCUCUCUCUCUCUCUCUCCCCUUCAGUAUUCCUCUCAAUAGUCAAUGUUAUCUAACUUGUAUUUGUUCCAUUGAAGAAGCUUAAAUUGUGAAGAGAAAGACAGUAGCAACGAUAAGAAAAGAUCUGGGUUUGGCUUAUUCUGGCUGGAUUUUUUUGGUCUUUGAGGAAGCAGAAGUAGAGCUGCUGGUGGUGGUGGUGGUGGUGGUGUUGGUGUGUUAAAAUGAUUAAAAGAUGAUAGAAAUGGACAAGAGUAAAGACGUGAGGCCAAGAGCCAGUCGGUUCUCAAGACAACAGAUUAAGCAAUCUGGACACAAGCUUCUCUCUGGUUCGAAUGGUGGUGACUUUGUUGUUUCUUUGGAGAAAUCGAAGAGAAUUAAAAGAUUGAGUGCUGUUAAUAAUAAUAUUAAUAAAGGGAGUUGUAGUUACGAGGUGGAGAAAGAAAAGAAGUGUGAGAUGGGUGGUGGUGGUGUUGGUGGUUGUGAGGAGUCUGACAAAGAAGUUCAAGCACCGUCUACUUUUAUUGGUGUAGUUAGUACAAGCAACAAAAGAUUCAAGCUUCCCAGAAAGUUUUUGGAUGAUUGCGAUGGUGUUGAUCAUGCAACUGUUCCAAGGAAGCUACGGUCAGCCAUGAAGAAGCGCAAUCGCGAAUCUAUCUCUCCACAUGUUCCUGAUUCAAAGAAGCUGAACCACCCUAACAGUGGAGUGGAAUCACCCAAAAGGGAUGGUUUAAAGAAAUCGAGACUGAAUGUGAAACAACCAAGCCCAGACUGGUCCAGAGAACAGAGUGGCUGUGGGCCAAUAACCAAAGACGAGGAAGAAGUUGUGGAGACCUUAUAUUCUUUGGCAGGAAUGUUCACUGACAACGAAGAACCUAAAAAUGACUGUAAAUUGGAUAAUACUUCUUUGGAUGCAAGUCCUUCAACAUUGCAAGAGCCCACUGUAAAAGAGGACUUGAAUCUAAUUUCCCUCCCGAGAAUUGACGAGGCUGCUGAGAAAACAUUGCUUGACGAAACUCCUAAAGUUGAUUAUUUGAACAAGCCUAGUGCUCAAGAACGACCUUAUUUGCCCACUGAUAAAAUCCAAGGUGAAUUAGGCGGUCGUGUUGCUCAAAUGAAUCUGCCCCCUAUUUUGGCUAAACAGGAGGAGCUAAAGUCAUUGUGCAAUUCUAUCAAUCUUUUCAUUGCCCCUGAGCAAUACCGAAAUACUCCCAAAGUGAAGCACUCCACACGGUUGGAGACCUCACUUGAGAGAAAGCCAGACAUUGCAUUGGGGCUGACAGCAGCUGUAAGUAAACUAGAUCAACGGCAUACAAUCUGUCAAUCCAAGAACAAUGGUCCAGCAUUGUGGCCAGGUUUGUCUUCAACUGUAUCAAGUGGUGCAUGCAAUCAUGGUUCUUCAUCACAAUCCUCUGCCACCAAAUUUCCUUCUUGGAUGGAUACUGCUCUUGGUGCUACCAGGCCCAAUUCAUUCCAGAAUUGUUCGUCUAUUGGAAAGGUUUCUAAAGUCAGCACCGAUAAAAGAUCAUUGAGGAGGUCCACAACUCAUGUUUACAUAAGUCAUCUCAUUCGGGUUUUACAAAUUCCAGAGAGCAAAGACAGCUUGCCACCACAUCUGAAUCAACCGAGGCCACAGGAUAUAUUAAGGCAAGGUGCAUUCAUGACAAUGAACGACUUCAAUGGCAACAGGAAUGGUUUGAAUGGAGCUACAUCUGCUAGAGCCAUAAUUAACAUGGUCGACAAGAAUUCAAAUCAAGUUGAAAUGGCUACUCUUCUACAGAGAACACUCCAAGAUCAGCCACAGACUUCAUCAGCAUCUGGGGUGCACAAUUCUCAGAAGCAGACUUUCAAUUUCUUGUCCUUGUCAACUGGUGGGAGCGGCUUAGAAGCUAAUAACAGUUCCAGUGGGGUUGGAAAGUGGUCUGAACAAUCGGCUCAGCUGCAAUUUCCUUACCUGCACUCACAUUUGCAACAGCAACAUUCCACACUCGUGCCUUUCCCUAUGUCCCAAACAUAUUACUCAUCUCACCCUGAUCAGCCUGCAGCAGCACAGCAGGCCCAGAUUCAACAACCCUCCUACCUUGGCAACUUGUACUGUGGUACUCGUGCAAGUCCUACGGGCUUCACAAAGCAGCAUCAGAAACAGAACCAACAGCAGCAGCAGCUGCAGCACCAACAGCAACAACAAAACCGGCUUUGGGCAGCUCAGUUAGCAGCAGCUCAAUGUAGGACAGUUGGAAAUUCCACAGCUAUGACUCAAUUUCCAAACUGGCAAAAUGGAAGGCAAGAGUCGCCUGCACAGAUAUCAUUCGCCCAAACCAUCAUCCCUACUUCGUCAUCUCAAGAAGCAAUUGGUCCCAAGCACGCUCAAAUCUCUCAGCAGCAGCUUAUGACCAUCACUACAUUGCCUCAUGCUAGGGUCAGAAGACAAGACCACCAUCUCUCUUCUGUUUAUGAAGAAAAUGGAGGUGGGUUUCGAACUGGUGGUGCACUGCCAUUGCAAUUACUCUGUAACGAGAGCCUAUGAAAUGGGAAUGGGAUGGCUGAAGGCUGUUGUCUAUCAGAUGAGCAGUGAGAUAAUUUUAUUCUGUGUGUUAAUACCUGUGAUUCCUCGGCACCAUCAAAUGGGGAAUGAACAUCAAAGUUAUCCUUGGGUGUUCAAUUGAAAUGGGGAGGACAGCAGGCAGGGGAAGUUAGCUGAUAAAAAGUGGUGACGACGUUUAGUACUGUCGCCUUUUUACAAGUACAUCUUGAUCAUUUUCAAAGAAAAUUUAAAUAGAAAGGAAAUUGUAGAAUGUCGUUGUCUCUUUUGAGUACCUUCAAUCCUGUAAGCUAGCUCAUGGUUUUUGCUUAUUACCACGGUUUUUUUUUUUAGAUUGAUAAAAUAAUAUAGUUUGAAAAAUAAUUAGUACACGUUGUAAUUAGAAAACUCAACAUUCAAAUUAAUUACUUUUGGUGAUUUUUUUUAA
This is a messenger RNA of Populus nigra (black poplar), 3689 nucleotides long. RefSeq lists its product as uncharacterized. The transcript has 12 exons. The record is from RefSeq and is a predicted model, not a curated record. The coding region runs from base 956 to 3247 and encodes 763 amino acids. Lineage: Eukaryota; Viridiplantae; Streptophyta; Magnoliopsida; Malpighiales; Salicaceae.